Pseudomyrmex gracilis is the source of this 3049-nucleotide messenger RNA. RefSeq lists its product as uncharacterized. The coding region runs from base 203 to 3049 and encodes 948 amino acids. The transcript has 6 exons. Lineage: Eukaryota; Metazoa; Arthropoda; Insecta; Hymenoptera; Formicidae. The record is from RefSeq and is a predicted model, not a curated record. Gene Ontology annotation, molecular function: protein binding.
CGUGCGCACAUACACGUACAUAUACCUCGAAGGUACAGAGUCGAUUCUCUCUAUCGAUCAAACAAAACUCGUAGCUGUGACGUUAACAACCGUCACGCUCUUGUUUUCAGUUUAGAUUAUAUUCGUGUCAAACUCGACUCGGAGAUUCACGCGUUUUCCGAAAAAAAAAAAAGAAAAAAACCAUUCGAUCGGAAGACUGAUCAUGAGCACGUUCGAAUUAUCUGACGCGGAUAACGUUCUAGAUGACUCGCGCGAUCUCGCCGUCGGUUCUUCUCUAGCGGAAGAUAAGAAUCGAACGUCCACUAUGGUUACCUGCAAACAUGUCGUGUCCGCACAUGAGAUCGUCAAGGAUCGUCCGGCGGUGCUCGAGAUUGCAGACUCUAUCACGGCGGAUCUCGUCGGGAAUACGCAAUUUGAAGUGGAAAAAAGUGAAAAUUUAUGCGGAAGUGAGACAAUUGAAGCAACAAACAGCACCAAUGAAGACGACCCACCGCAAGUUCCUUUAAAUUACGAUCGGUUGUUCGAUACGAGCCACGCGGAUCUGUCUUACUUUAAUUCGAGAAUAAAUACGAGCGACGUAUGUCACGAUUUCGAGCACGCCGACGGGAAAAUUCGAGAGAAAGAUGGUAACGAUAGCGAGAAAACGAUUCAAGAGAAGUUUCCUGUAAUGGACGAUAAAUGCGCGAAUUUUUUUGCCGGUUUAGAAUUGUCAGAAAAUCUCGACUUAACGUCGUGCGAAAAUCUGUGUCGCGUCAACAAUCAUCAAGAUGAAAAAUCCAUCGAUUCAGGAAUUUCCGUGAAUAGCGUAAGAGACAAUCACAGCAAGACUGUACAGCAAAUCACCGACAGUUACGUCGAUUUGCUAAGUGAGAUUGAAAAUAAUGGCGUCGCAUGCGCAUCGUACGUCAAGCGCGUGAAAAAAGACAGAGAAGAGAUUAGAGAAGAAACAAAGUUCGAAGAAAAUGUCGGUUUAACUGUAAGCAAUAUCGAACAUUCUCCACAAGAAGGAUUAGAUAUAAACAAUAUGGCCGCUUCGACGAUAGACUGCGGUAAUUAUUAUAUAAACAAUGACGAAAAUUAUCUCAAAGACGAUAUUGAUCUCUUGAAAUGCACAGAAGAAAGUGUGAAAUAUCCGUUCAGUGUCGCAAGCGCCGAAGAAGAAUACGGUAUAGAAGAAUCGAUUACAGAAAUAAAAGAGAUGAACAAGAUAAUCUCGAAUCUGUUGUGCACGGAUGAUGACAAGGACCAACGCGACUCGGUCGAAGAGCGAAUGGCGAACGCCUUGUCUUCAAACGCGGAGAACGACGAUGUAAUGAGAAAAAUCAUCGUGGACAACUGUUCUGACAUUUCCGUUCGACAAUAUUCACCGAUCUGCGAAAAUGCAAACGUGGAUCUCAGAAGAUCGAGUAGCGAUCACGUGAUCAAGAAAAAAGGAGGCAAAUUUUGUCCGCGUCGUCGCGUUGCUUCCGACACUUCCAUCGCCAAGGAAGAUAUUUUAAAAACCAUCGAGGAGGCGGAGAAAAUACUGACCAACAACCCGUACGCUUUCACGAGCCAAGCAACGGAGAAUUGUAAUGACGAUCGGUUGGUGGACAAAUCUGCGAAAGAGACGACAAAUGACGAUGAACGCGGAACAAAAACUGAAGAGGCGAAUUAUUUUAUUGAGAAUAAAAACGCUGCGAUUUUGGAAAAUGAGAGGAUUGAAACGAUUACCGCGUCGUCGGAGCCCGACAUUGUCGAGAGCAAUUUGCAGAAAUUAGCCGAGAUCACGUGUUACAAUCGACCGAGAUCGCACGCCGAGAUCUACGAGACCCUGAAGAAGAUAGCCGAGGAGAAGAGAAAAAUAGAAGAUCGAAAGAACGAGUCGCUGGAAGGUCUGUCGAAAAAAUUCGAAGAAAUCGACAAGCUCGUCGCCGAUCGCACCGACAAUUCUCGCGCGUCCGACGAUCCGUGCGGAUUGAUGUUUUCGGACAACGUCGAUUCCGACAGUCUCGAUGAGUUUCAGAUUGAUCCUGAAAAUCUUGAACUUCCUCUGACGAAGUCCGAGAUAACCGAGAAUUUGAAAAUCGAGGAAUUAGAAAAAGAGCUCGCGAAUGAGAUAAAAGAGCACAACAAGCUGAUGGACGAAUACGAGAAAAUUCUUACCACGGAGCUAGAAGAGCUUCAGGAAGAGACUUUGAAGAAAGAAUCAGUGCGAGACAAUGAAGACAAAGAUGUCGAUGAAGAAUGCGAAGAUAAAUCCGAGAUUGACAGAAAAAUGAAUGAACAACUUCCGAAUGAAACGUCCGAAGUGACGACUGAUGUGACGGCAACUGAUAUCGAUUCGGAAUCAGACGAUUCUGUUUUCGAGGAGUUAAAGAAACCAGAAAGAACGUACAUCACGGGAAAGAUUUACGAUUUCGAUGAAAAAAGGCAUGGUGUUAGAAUGACAGAGGAACUGAUCAGGAAGCAUUGCAAGGAGAAGAGUCUUUAUCUCACUCCGUAUCUGAACGACGUUCUGUACUUGCACUAUAAAGGAUUUUCCUUCAUCGAGAAUCUCGAAAAAUACACGGGUCUGAAGUGCUUGUGGCUGGAGAGCAACGGUAUUCGCGAGAUCGCCAACUUGGAAAACCAGAGCGAACUCAAGUGUCUUUAUCUUCACCACAACCUCAUCGACAAGAUCGAGAAUCUCGACUACCAGACGAAGCUCGACACUCUUAAUCUCUCGCACAACACGAUACGCAAGAUCGAGAAUCUCGACGGCCUCAAGUUCCUGACCAACUUGAACCUGUCGCACAACUAUCUACAAGAAACCGCUGACAUCGAGCAUCUCCGUCUGCUCCACGCGAUCUCGAUCUUGGACAUCUCUCACAACAGGAUCGACACCUGCGACGUCGUUGACAUUCUGGGAGACAUGAAAUCGCUGCGGGUUCUGUGUCUAACCGGCAAUCCGGUGCUGAAGGUGAUAAAGAUGUAUCGCAAGACCAUGAUUCUGAAGUGCAAGGAUCUCCAGUACCUGGACGAUCGGCCGGUGUUUCCGCGCGAUCGCGCCUGCGCCGAGGCCUGGUAA